This is a messenger RNA of Podarcis lilfordi (Lilford's wall lizard), 570 nucleotides long. NCBI's taxonomy places the organism in Eukaryota, Metazoa, Chordata, Lepidosauria, Squamata, Lacertidae. The record is from the annotation of a GenBank genome assembly.
AUGCACUGCGAGUUCCGAGACUUAGACAAUGCCCUGAUGGAUCGAAUUGUCUGCGGGGUCCGGGACAUCCAUCUGCAACAGCGUCUCCUCGCCAAGCCAGACUUCACACUACAGAAAGCCAUUGAGGAGGCUGUGGCCUCGGAAGUUGCUGAACGCUCUGCCCAGGAGAUCCGCAAGGCCAGCAGCCCGUGUCUUGCUAGGAAGCCAGUUCCAGUGCAUCACGAAGAGGCCAGCAGUGAUGAGGCAUCCUCCAGUGAAGACAAUGACGUGAACCAGACAAAGCGGGAGCGCAGGAAGUUCCAACAGAAGUCCAAGGGCCAACCGGAAUGUGCCGGCUGUGGAGGCAACCAUUCCCGUGCCAAGUGUCGAUUCAGAGACGCCAUCUGUUGGAUGUGUUCCAGAAGGGGCCACAUCGCUAAGGUCUGCCGAUCAGCUCUGUCUGACACCCCCCCUUCACCGACUCGCAAGUCCAAGUCUUCACUCCAGUCUGCCAAGGAAAGCUGUUUUGCUCUCUCCAACUGCCGCUGCCCAUCUGGAACCACGAUUGGCCAAACCGACUCGCCUACGUGA